Molecule: messenger RNA, 2349 nt
Organism: Zophobas morio
Lineage: Eukaryota; Metazoa; Arthropoda; Insecta; Coleoptera; Tenebrionidae
Product: membrane-associated tyrosine- and threonine-specific cdc2-inhibitory kinase-like
Exons: 7
Coding region: 163-1452 (429 amino acids)
Biological process (GO): protein phosphorylation; negative regulation of G2/MI transition of meiotic cell cycle; meiotic cell cycle
Cellular component (GO): cytoplasm; nucleus
Molecular function (GO): ATP binding; protein tyrosine kinase activity
Source: RefSeq, a predicted model, not a curated record
UUUUUUUCAAUCAAAUUUAAAUAGGUUUCCCAACUGUGAUCGCCAUUGUAAAAGUUUGUGUUGUUAUGGUGUUGUUUAUUCCCAAAAAUUGUUAAAUUUCUCGAUAAAUGAAAAAGCCACGGUUUCUCGUCUGAAAAUCACAUUCGUGUUCGGUAACCCACAAUGGAUAUACGUAAACGCGGUUUUCGCUCAGUGCCCCCCAAAGGACAAGAAUACACAACCAAAAGGGAAUUAGCGGAACGAAGGAGCUACCCCCAGUGCCCCCCGAAACCUCCGAAAGUUAACAAAAGAACGUCACAAAGGAGCCUAUUUCAGGAAAAAGGUUUUGCGAGACCGGUGUUCUUUAGUCAACCAGUGAAUUUAAGCCGACUGUAUUGUCCGGAUAAACAACAACCAUACUUCGAUCAAAUUUUUGCUAAGAAUGCGGUCAUUGGAGAGGGAUCGUUUGGGGUUGUUUUUAAAGUGAAGUCGCGUGAAGAUGAUCAUGUUUAUGCUGUGAAACAGUUGAAGUCGUCACAUAAUUUACAAUAUGGGAAUGCGGAAGUUCAAAACUAUGAAAAAGUGGGGGAGCACAGCAACUGUGUUAAGUUUAUUAUGGCAUGGGAGGAGUUCAAAAUUAUUCAUAUACAAAUGGAAUAUUGUAAUCUGAGUUUGGCUCAGUAUGCAACUGUGGCACAAAAUAUCAUGGAGGCUCAAUUGUGGGAGAUUUUGUAUGAUAUGCUAAAGGCACUGGACUAUUUACACUCCAAGAAUCUCAUUCAUUUAGAUGUCAAACCGGGGAAUAUUAUGAUGAGUAAAGGCUUCUAUAAAUUGGCGGAUUUUGGUCUUCUUGUUGACCUAAAUAAACAUAAUGGAAGGAAAAUAUCAACAAUAUCAGAUGGUGAUGCUAAAUACCUGGCGUGUGAAGUAUUAGAUGGGAUUUAUACUUAUUCGUGCGAUAUUUUUGGUUUGGGGAUCAGUCUUUUGGAAUUAGCGACGAAUAUUGAGUUGCCAGAGUUUGGACCUUUGUGGCACCAAAUCCGUAAACAGUAUUUACCAUCAGCGUUUUAUGAAGGUGUGACAAGGUCAUUCUCUGUUACUAUUGAAAAAAUGAUGUCUACUGUUCACUGGGAGAGACCACAAGCAGCUAAAUUACUCAAAAAUCCACACCUUAAAAAAAUUCAAAAACAAGACUUGAAGCAACCUAGGAAUAAUUAUUGUCAAGGGUUAUCUGAAGAAACUUUUUCGUUCGAAAAGUGUAGCCAUUUUGAUAAUAAUAACAUUGUAGAAACACCCAGAAGACCCUUGUAUGAAGUACGCAACAGUCUAAGCCAUGGAAGUGAAAAGGUUAGAGACUUGUGCAUAGAUGAGUCAAACAGUUCAAGUGAUUCAUGUAGAACGUUAGAAGAAAGAAAUUCUCCUGGUUUGGGCUCUAAUCGUCGAGGUUUAUCCAGGGUAAAACUAGCGUUUUGAUUAGUAUUCUUCGAUGAUUUCUAACCAGAUGUGAUAUUUCUAUAGUACUUAAGGAUUUAUAGUCAAAAGACUGAAAAUGGCUUCACUUUAUAUAUAAGUAUUAUGAACUUGGAGGCUUCCUGGGAAAAAUGUAAUAAGUCCAAAAUCGAAUCGAAUUUGUAGGUGGUAACGAAAUAACUUGGUACGUGCGAUUGUAACCCUAACGAACCUUGCUAUAAGGUCGUUGUUACAAUGGCACGAACUAAUCAUCACCUACAAAUUAUGUCAAAUUUAGUCGUCUUCGUUGUCUAAAAUUAAUACACGUAGUAAGUGUACUAUUUUUAGUGUUUUUCUGUUUCUCGUAGCGUUUAGGUGUAUAUUUCAUAGCUAAGUCAGAAAAUUGGCUGGCAUUUUGGACUAAUUGUACUUUCCCUACUCGCCCUUCAGUUAUUUGGUAUCGUUCUGUUACCAGUUCUAUGUUAUCAAGUUGUUAACUUAAGUCACCAAACCUAACUUAUUUGUGGAAACUAUGCAAUAUUCCAUGUGAUUUAGUAAACUGUUGUGAUUAAGACUUAAUGGAUUUGAUACUAAGUAAUUUUCAAAAGUAACACAUAAUUAUAAAAGUCGAACUAAUGUUUUCCUAACGACCAUUAAGUCUUGUUAUUUUUUUAAAAUAUAUUUUGAGUAAGAAAGUUUUUUUGCAAUUUUAUUACAAAUGUUUCAUUACGGCACCACAAUUGUGUCAAACUGCAAUGGCAGCGUUCAGGUUUUCAUUGUGUGAUUUAAUUAUAUUCAUGUUUCUCAUUUGUUACAUUUUUUAGAGUUUAUUUAAGUUUUUCUUUAAUUUCGUGAGUAUGUGCGUAUGACAUUUCUCGUUACACUAAUUUGUUUCCAUUUCAAUAAAAACAAUUAAACUAA